AUGAAUAGCCCGGUAGUAUCCUCUAACAUUCAUCAGCGUUCUUUCACAAUCACAGAGUACAUACUCGGGCUCCAGCGGAACUACAAGUCAUACACCGAAAACCAACCAUCAUGCACGGCCAUCACCAUCAUCACCACGGUCCCCCCGGCGGCGGUCACCACGGCGGUCCUGGAGGCCCUGGAGGCCCCGGUGGCCCUGGUGGUUUUGGAGGUCCUGGAGGUCUUGGCGGCCCCGGCCCUCACCAUAGCCCCGGUUUCGAGAAAUUCAGUCCACCGGGCACUGGUUCCCACGAUAACCCGCCUCCAUACCACCACAUCGAAGGUCCCAGGUCCAGAUUCGGCGGUCCAGGUCCCAACCACGGCCCUGGAUUCGGUCCUGGGCCUGGGCCUCAUGGACAUCAUCACGGACCCGGACACCAUGGACCUGGACAUCGUGGUCCUGGUUCGGCCGGUUUCGGACACCAUGGCGGUCCACCUGGGCACCAUGGCCAUCACAGCCAUCAUGGACCGCACUAGUCUCACCAGCAACACCAUCACGGACUUCUGGGAAAGAUUUUGCAUCACCGUCACCAUAAACCAUAAUCCUUAG
Aspergillus chevalieri is the source of this 588-nucleotide messenger RNA. RefSeq lists its product as uncharacterized. The record is from RefSeq and is a predicted model, not a curated record. The transcript is spliced from 2 exons. NCBI's taxonomy places the organism in Eukaryota, Fungi, Ascomycota, Eurotiomycetes, Eurotiales, Aspergillaceae. Bases 1 to 588 code for a protein of 195 amino acids.